Acanthopagrus latus (yellowfin seabream) is the source of this 2297-nucleotide messenger RNA. RefSeq names its product high affinity immunoglobulin gamma Fc receptor IB-like. Gene Ontology annotation, biological process: cell surface receptor signaling pathway. The record is from RefSeq and is a predicted model, not a curated record. Gene Ontology annotation, molecular function: transmembrane signaling receptor activity. NCBI's taxonomy places the organism in Eukaryota, Metazoa, Chordata, Actinopteri, Spariformes, Sparidae. The transcript is spliced from 11 exons. Bases 515 to 1837 code for a protein of 440 amino acids.
CAUAUCUGAAGCCAAUGAAUCUGGAGAAAUGGCAACAGCUUGUUGUUAUGGGUCUGCAGGGGGCAGAAAAGGACUCCUGAUUACUGUUCAGUCUAUUAAAGUCAGACAUUAGGAGGUCAGCAGAAGUUCAAACAGGAAGAUUUUACUCCUCACUUCUAUUUACACUCUAGCUCUUUCACUGUUCCCUCUCCUCACGACUAUCCAAUCAGUGAAUCAUUGAUUUGAAUUAUCCAGUCAGUAAAAUUCCUUAAGAAUUACUGGAGGGAUUCCCAUGGAUGUUUGAAUAAACAUUCAAGACAAUUUACAAUGUUUACUUGUUGUUUUGUGUUAACUAGCAAAGAUUAACAUGCCCCUUUUUACCCAGAGUACGUCUACCUGACAGACGUGGUUGUAACACUGAAGUCGAGGCCCGCUUAAAACCAGAAAUAAUCUACGCAGGAAGAGGAAGUUCUCAACUGCACUGUGCUGCAUUUAGCCUUGAUUCAGUCUGCCGCUCAGUCAGCAGCGAGGCAGCAUGGAGGUUACAGCUCUCUGCAUCAGACUGUUGGUGAGUCUGUUGAUGCUGCUGGUUGCACAUGUUCAGCCAAGUUACUCUCAGAAAUCUGCGUCAGAUGGAGCUGUUCGUAUCGUUCCAACCAGACUGCAGACCUUUGAAUACGAGUCCGUCUCAUUUACCUGUUUUGGGGUAAAUGUCUCGGCUGGAUGGUCAGUGAGGAAUGCCAAGGAAUUCUUGAAAGCAUGUUCAAAUGUCGAUAUGACGUCAACCUUGAACUGCACCAUUGGCUAUCCAUAUAAAUCAGACAGUGGAGAAUACUGGUGUGAAGGUGGGGGAGGAGCGAGAAGCAACACUGUCAACAUCACUGUCACUGCUGGUUCUGUGAUUCUGGAGAGUCCUGUCCUGCCCGUGAUGGAGGGGGAAGAUGUGACUCUGAGCUGCACGAAGAAGAAGACUUCUUCCAACCUGCCAGCUGAUUUCUAUAAAGAUGGCCUCCGUGUUGGGAGCAGUUCUACAGGAGAGAUGAUUAUCCACAGAGUUUCCAAGUCUGAUGAAGGAAACUACAAGUGCAACAUCUCUGGAGCUGGAGACUCACCAGAGAGCUGGCUGCAUGUGAGAGAUGGUUCUGUGAUCCUGGACAGUCCUGAUGUUCCUGUGAAGGAGGGAGACCCCAUGACUCUGCGCUGUAGAAACAAGAAUACUUCCUCCAACCUCAAAGCAGAUUUCUACAAAAAUGGCCGCCUCUUCAGGAGCAGCUCUACAGGAGAGCUGACCAUACACAGUGUUUCCAAGUCUGAUGAAGGACUCUACAAAUGCAGAAUAUCUGGAACUGGAGAAUCACCAGGGAGACAGCUGUCUGUCAAAGAGGAGAGCCCAACGUAUGAUGGCUCAGAGAAAAAAAGUGAGGACUCAAACGCAGAGCGCACAGACAGAACAGUUUCUAAACAGAUUUAUUUUUCCCGCCAUUACUUCGUCCUGCUGUGGAUCGUCAUCAUUGUCGUGUUGGUGCUGCAGCUGCUGGUUAUUGGACUUCUAUACCGGAAGAAACAGCUAGUUUUACUUGAAGCAAGGAUGAAUGAUCCAAACAAGGACCUGCAUGAUGUCAUCAGAAAAGACAAGAAAAAAGAAGGUGCUGCAGACGCUGCUGAUAAUUUGAGCCUGUAUCGUGACACAAACCACGGCACAAAACCACAGACAGAAAAAGGUCAGGAGGAAUCUUUGUCUCAGUCUUUGAACUCCUCUUUCAGCGACGAUGACACUUCACAAGCUCUACAAAAUGAAUCAGAUGAUCCACCUUUAACAGAUUCAGAUGCCCAAUAUGCUUCCAUCGAUACAGUAUGACACCGUUGAUACUGCUACAAUCAAAAUUAACUUUGAUAUUAAAGUGACAAGUAAAUGUACCUGGUGGUAUAAAGAAAAUACUGGAAAUUGUAGUGCAUGUGGUCACUUGUGAUGAAGCGUUGAUUGCUGGUAUUUACAAUAUUAUUUUAUCCAUGUAUCCAUGUACCUGUGUGUGUCGCAGACCAUGGAGGAAGAAUCUCCAUACUGAAGGAGAUGCUUACAUCACACUGUGCGAGGAAGUUGUUGCAGUAGUCCAUAAAGCUUUGCUUUUAAUAUUUAGUACUUUAUUUGGCAGUUUGCCACAUGUGAUCAGAUUAAUAUUACAUAUAGUCAGUAAAUUUAACAAGAAUACAGUGUGCUGUCGUUCAAUUUCAUUCAAAGCCGAGUACAACUUUUGUCGCGGUUUUUGUUUGUAUUUCCUGUAUGUUUCUCGUUUCAUCUGAGUCUUCUCUAUGUCAAG